AGGAAGUUCCUUGUAUUUAAAUUCGUCCACUGUGUUUAUAUAGAUCGUAGUGAAAAUGUCAAAAAUAUGGAUUUUUAUUACAUUAUUAAUUUACAGCAAAAUUACAAAUGCGUCUGUAGGCGACAGAUCUCAAUUUUAUAGUAAUUGUAUUGAUAAAUGUCGAGAUAUAAAGUGUGAAAAUGAUGUAGAUUACAAAGAAAAUCUACCCUUGGAUUUAAGAUUGCUACAUUGGACUUGCAGGGAAAAUUGUAGUUACUUUUGCAUGUGGAAAACCGUCGAUUUUUUCUCAUCCCGUGGACUAUCUGUGCCACAGUUUCAUGGAAAAUGGCCUUUCGUUAGGAUUUUUGGACUUCAAGAGCCUGCAUCGGUAUUAUUUUCAAUUUUAAACUUUUAUGCUCAUGUUACUUAUUAUUUAAAAUUCAAGAAAGUAAUAAGGUCUACAUCUCCGAUGUUUUUUAUUUGGACAUGGUUUACAGUAAUCUGCUUACAUGGAUGGUUUUGGUCAACAGUUUUCCAUGCUCGUGAUAAAGAUUUUACCGAAGUUAUGGAUUAUUCUUGUGCGUUUACUAUAAUGCUCACCUUAUUAUACUGCCUUCUAUUAAGGAUAUUCUAUAGAGAAACAAUAAUGCAUAAAGCAUUUAUAACUAUAACCAGUAUUUAUUUUAUUGUUUUAUAUUCGCAUUUAACUCAUCUUUGGUCUGGUCAUAUUAACUAUGAAUAUAAUAUGAAAUUCAAUGUUUUAGUUGGAUUUUUAAUAUUUGUUAUGUCAAUGAUUUGGUGGUACAACAAUUCCACAAAACUGCCGCAUGUCCAUUUAAUGGGCUGGUUUACUAUAUCGACAGUAACGGUGUCUCUAUUGGAAAUAGCAGAUUUUCCUCCAAUAUUCUGGUUAUUCGAUGCUCAUUCCUUAUGGCAUGCUUCCACUAUUCCAUUAGUAAAAUUAUUAUACAGAUUUGCGAGUUUAGAUUGCCAGUACCUAAGGAGGCAAUACUCGAAGCUAGAGGACGAUAGACUGUGAUAAUAAAUUUGUAAAACAUUGAGAAUAAGUUUUUGUAGAAAAAAUUUAUUUUAAGAGAAUAAUAAUGAUAAUAUACAUAAGUUUUCGUUUGUAUAUAAGGUAAUACCUUAG
Ceratosolen solmsi marchali is the source of this 1129-nucleotide messenger RNA. RefSeq names its product Per1-like protein PGAP3 (gene PGAP3). The coding region runs from base 56 to 1018 and encodes 320 amino acids. Gene Ontology annotation, cellular component: endoplasmic reticulum membrane. The record is from RefSeq and is a predicted model, not a curated record. The transcript is spliced from 7 exons. Gene Ontology annotation, molecular function: hydrolase activity, acting on ester bonds. Gene Ontology annotation, biological process: GPI anchor biosynthetic process. Lineage: Eukaryota; Metazoa; Arthropoda; Insecta; Hymenoptera; Agaonidae.